Molecule: messenger RNA, 978 nt
Organism: Fusarium oxysporum Fo47
Lineage: Eukaryota; Fungi; Ascomycota; Sordariomycetes; Hypocreales; Nectriaceae
Exons: 2
Coding region: 1-978 (325 amino acids)
Cellular component (GO): lipid droplet; endoplasmic reticulum membrane; mitochondrial outer membrane
Molecular function (GO): 3-beta-hydroxysteroid 3-dehydrogenase (NADP+) activity
Source: RefSeq, a predicted model, not a curated record
AUGACGGGAACAAUCAUCAUAACCGGUGCCAAUGGCUCUCUCGCCCUUGCUUACAUAUCGCACCUCAUAAAGAUCCACCCAUCAUAUACCAUCCUCGCAACAGUCCGCGAUGCAUCUCCCUCCGACCCCAACACCGCCCAACUCUCAUCCCUCCUCUCAUCACACCCCAAAUCCUCCAUCGAAGCUCUCGACCUCUGUCUUCUCUCCAACGUAAGAGGCUUCUCUGAAAACACAGCAAAGCGUGUAGCUACUGGAGAAAUACCACCUAUAAAAGCUAUCAUCUGCAACGCUUUCACCAUGUCUGUGUCAGAGCAGGUUUAUACUCCCGAUGGUUUUGAAAGAACAUUUCAGGUUAAUCAUUUAUCUCAUUUUGUAUUGGUGCUAAAGUUGAUUGGGAGGAUGGCGAGUGAUGGGAGAAUCGUGAUGCUUGGUUCGGAUACGCACUAUACAACUCGUUCGCAUCCGCUGUUUAGACAACGACCUGGUAUUCCACAGGAUACUGAGCUUUUAGUCAAGCCGUUGCCUGAUAAGAAAGGGAAGGAGUAUGAUGGAGGAUUUCAUCGGUAUGGAAACUCGAAGUUGGCGAAUAUCAUGUUCAUGCACGACCUCAACGCCAAGCUCGAGAAGAACCCCAAACUCUCUGGCAUUACAGCUAUAGCAAUGGACCCUGGCGGCAUGGUCGAUUCCCGUGCGCACAGGAUUCAGACGCCGUUUAUGCGGUUUGCCUUUAGUCUUGUACUUAUAUCACUCCCUGUUCUUCGCCACUUCACCGAUACUAUGAGAUCAGCGGCACAAUCAGGUCGAGAGCUAGUUGAGUUGAGCGUUGGUGAGAGAUUCAAGGGCGCGAAAGGAUAUUUCAUGGGUGCCAGGCGAGAGGAAGAGGAUAUUGCAUGUAAGGAUGUCCAUAAGAGGGAGCUGUUGUGGAAUGCUUGCUGGAAGUGGACUGGGAUGAAGGAGGAAGAAACUGUUUUGUUCUGA